Heteronotia binoei (common prickly gecko) is the source of this 678-nucleotide messenger RNA. Its product is annotated as zinc finger protein 391-like. Gene Ontology annotation, molecular function: DNA-binding transcription factor activity; RNA polymerase II cis-regulatory region sequence-specific DNA binding. The transcript is spliced from 2 exons. The annotation marks the transcript as partial. Lineage: Eukaryota; Metazoa; Chordata; Lepidosauria; Squamata; Gekkonidae. The record is from RefSeq and is a predicted model, not a curated record. Gene Ontology annotation, biological process: regulation of transcription by RNA polymerase II.
CACAGUAGCCAUCUUCAAAGCCAUCAGACAACUCACACACGGGAGAGAUCUUUUGAAUGCUCAGAGUGUGGAAAGCGGUUCAGUGAGAGACGGAAUCUUCAGAGGCAUCAUAGAACUCACACAGGGGAGAGACCUUUUGAAUGCUCAGAGUGUGGAAAGAGAUUCAGUCACAGUGGCAGUCUUCAAAGUCAUCAGAGAACCCACACAGGGGAGAGACCUUUUGAAUGCUCAGAGUGUGGAAAGAGAUUCAGUCGGAGUGGCUAUCUUCAAAGUCAUCAGAGAACCCACACACGGGAGAGACCUUUUGAAUGCUCAGAAUGUGGAAAGAGAUUCAGUCAGGGUGGCAGUCUUCAAAAGCAUCAGAGAACCCACACAGGGGAGAGACCUUUUGAAUGCUCAGAGUGUGGAAAGAGAUUCAGUCAGAAUGGUCAUCUUCAAAGUCAUCAGAGGACCCACACAGGGGAGAGACCUUUUGAAUGCUCAGAGUGUGGGAAGAGAUUCAGUCACAGUGGCAGUCUUCAAAGUCAUCAGAGAACCCACACAGGGGAGAAACCUUUUGAAUGCUCAGAGUGUGGAAAGAGAUUGCAGAGGCUGCAAGUGCUUCUAGCAGUAACUGGGCUGCUGAAAAAGGAGCAUGAAGGACCAAGCGAAGCUCCAUCAAAUCAUCUCAAGGUCUGA